Triticum turgidum subsp. durum (durum wheat) is the source of this 321-nucleotide messenger RNA. Lineage: Eukaryota; Viridiplantae; Streptophyta; Magnoliopsida; Poales; Poaceae. The record is from the annotation of a GenBank genome assembly.
AUGGCAAUGGCACUGCGUAACCUUGUGACCAGGAUGGGGACCCCGGCCGCCGCCGCUCUCCGGCCGCCGUCGGUAUCCCGCGGGGCGCAGGCGGCGCGCUCUCGGCCCUUCUCCCGUCAGGUUGAACAUGAGGAUAUUUCCAAGAUACGUGCCAAAAAGAAGUAUGAGUUCAGCCUGUUCCUCCUUGAACAGUCAGAAAAACAGCUGGAGUCUGCGAAGGCCUGGACUCAGAGGUUUCAAAGGGCAGACAAGUACCUGGGUUGGACUCUCAAGGUGGUCAUGCCUGCUUCUCUUGUGGCUGCGAUAGCAGGGUCCAAGUAG